AUGCCACUAUUACUUUUGUACAUAUUUCACUCUCUCUCUCUCUUUUAUUUUUAUAAUUUACUGGAACGUAUUUCACCCUUUGGAAAUUCAUCAAGACUUGAUACCUCACCUUCGAAAAGAAAAGUUACAGAUACGGCAAGGCCACCAAGCAAGCGGCGAAAAAGAAAGUCUUCAGCGGGUAAUAAUUCGACGUCGGGAAACGUGAACUCCCGGGAUGCAGUGCCACCAUCAGGAAAACAGAAGAGAUCACCGGGUCCACAGGGAUUUAACAUUGCAUCAUCAGUACCGGGGGAUGUUAUGGUUGUCGGUGAACCAACCCUGAUGGGUGGGGAGUUUGGGGAUGAAGAUGAACGUCUCAUCACUCGUUUAGAGAACACUCAGUAUGAACCAAAUGGUACAGAGGAGGAACAAGAGUCGAAAUUUCAGACUUCUCCCGCAGCAUUACAGCAGAGCCCUUGGGGUCAGGACAAAAAGCCUCCUCCAAACCCUGCCAAUCAAACGGAGGAGAAGACUGAUUAG
Messenger RNA from Acanthosepion pharaonis, 519 nucleotides. The record is from the annotation of a GenBank genome assembly. Lineage: Eukaryota; Metazoa; Mollusca; Cephalopoda; Sepiida; Sepiidae.